AUGGAGGAAUGUGACAAUAUAACAUACCGUAUCCAAUACCGAAGAAAUUCAUUAACCGAUGUAGACUCAGAUAAUUCGGCACUUUUUGAUACAACUAUUUCAAGUUUGCCUAACACUACGCUAAAUCCUAGCCAAACCAUACUCGAAUUGAACGAAAAAAUUACAAAAUUGUCUGACGAUUUACAAAUAGCACACCAUGAGAUUGAAAAUCUGAAUAGCGAGAAUUUUCGUCUGAAAUCAGAUUUACAGAAAUAUUUGAAGAUCGUAGAAACCUACAAAAGCUUAAACCUUAGAGAGAAUAAAAAACUUACUCCGCGAUCUGGACGAAAAUACAAACAAACCCGAAAUAUCGCUGUAACACCUGUAACAAAAAGCAUACAGGUAAUGGCUCCUUCAGCACGAAUUAUGAAUAAUGAAGCGACAGUUAAAUCAGCCGAAAAUACACCUGAGGCCGAAAGGAUUCCAGAGCCAGUAAACGAAGAUUGUUCGACACAGAAUCCGAAGACACAGCCGCAAAUAUCUAAACUGAAUAUGCCACUAAAUGACACAAAAUUAUCUCCACUGAAAAAAAUCUCAACACCAGAGAAGGACAUCGCACCUUUGAAGAAAGUUACUACAACGGAUGUUCGUAAAGAUAUCAAACAUAGAAAAUUAUGCGUACUAAGCAACAGCACUCGAAGAGGCAUACUACAGGCUAUUGAAGACAAUUGUGCAAGUGACUUUAUAUACUUAAACGAUGAUUAUUGA
Messenger RNA from Parnassius apollo (apollo), 747 nucleotides. The record is from the annotation of a GenBank genome assembly. NCBI's taxonomy places the organism in Eukaryota, Metazoa, Arthropoda, Insecta, Lepidoptera, Papilionidae.